UUGUUGACUGAAGAAGCCGAUUGAAUCUCCAUGAAGAUGGGUUCUGCUGAAAUUCCUAAUCCAUUUGGAACUUGUUGAAGUGUGUGACACAACCAGAUCUACCCUUUGAAACAAACGACCAUGUCGGGACACGACAAGAAGGAAGCUUUGCUUCAAUUCGCGCCGAUGCAGAGCUCGGUCGAUGAAGGUUUCUGGCACAGAUUGUCUUCUUUGAAGCUCAACAAGCUUGGCAUUGAUGAUUCCCCAAUACCCAUUAUUGGUUUUUAUGCACCUUGUUCACAUUCUCUAGUAUCAAAUCAUUUAACUCUUUUAGCUGAGUCAUUGCCUUCUGAAUCAAGUGAGGCAUCAUUAAUGCCAGAACCGAGCCGUGGCAACAGGAACAGGUGUUCUGUUCCAGGGAUACUUUACAACACUAAUACUGUGGAAAGCUUCCAUGCACUUGAUAAGCAUAAACUGUUGAAGGAAGAGGCACGAAAGAUCUGGGAUGACAUUCUAACUGGAAAAGCUGUGGAGGACUGUUCAGUACUUUCAAGAUUCCUUCUUAUUUCUUUUGCAGACCUCAAAAAGUGGAGUUUUCUCUACUGGUUUGCUUUCCCUGCUUUGAUGCUUGAUCCUCCUGCAACUGUUGUUAAUCUAAGACCAGCUUCUCAGUGGUUGAGUGUAGCAGAGGCAGAGUCCCUCUCUGCAGCCUGUAAUGAGUGGCGGAGCUCGAAAUCAACAGCAGAUGUCCCAUUCUUUUUAGUCACUAUAGAUCCAAACUCACGUGCUACUGUUAGGCUUCUGAAGGACUGGGAAGCUUGUCAGAGCGAUGCUCUCAAGAUCCUCUUUGGAUUUUAUGACCCGUGUCAUCUCCCAAAUAACCCUGGGUGGCCUCUACGCAACUUCUUAGCACUUAUUUCUUUGAGGUGGAAUCUCAAGUCUGUUCAAUUUUUCUGCUACAGAGAGAACCGUGGUUUUGCAGAUAUGGGGUUGUCCCUUGUUGGUGAAGCAUCGAUAACAGCUCCACAAGGUAGAGCUGUAUUAACCGUGCCUAAUGCAGUCGGAUGGGAACUUAAUAAGGGGAAAAAAGUACCUAGGUGUAUUAGCCUUGCACAGUCUAUGGAUCCAACCAGGUUGGCCAUAUCCGCUGCAGAUUUGAAUUUAAAGCUUAUGAGGUGGCGUGCUUUGCCUUCUCUAAACUUGAGUGCCUUAUCUUCUGUAAAAUGUCUUCUCCUUGGAGCAGGCACACUUGGAUGCCAGGUUGCACGCAUGCUUAUGGCAUGGGGUGUCCGAAAAAUUACUCUAGUUGACAAUGGCAGGGUGUCUAUGUCUAACCCAUUGAGGCAGUCUCUUUAUACUUUGGAAGACUGUCUUAAUGGUGGUGAAUUUAAAGCUACAGCAGCAGUUCAAAGUCUCAAACGGAUAUUUCCAGCUGUGGAAGCAGAAGGCAUUGUUAUGGCUAUACCAAUGCCUGGACAUCCAGUAAAUAGCCAGGAACAGGAUAGUGUGCUUGAAGAUUGUAGACGCUUGCACGAUUUGAUUGAUGCUCAUGAUGCAGUUUUUUUAUUGACAGAUACAAGGGAAAGUCGAUGGCUCCCAACACUUCUCUGUGCCAACACUAACAAGAUUACCAUUACUGCAGCACUAGGGUUUGAUAGUUUCUUGGUUAUGCGCCAUGGAGCUGGUCCGUUCAGUCAUGCCCAUGACUUAAGUGCUGAAACUGCUAAUUCUUCAUCUGCCGAGAUGCACAAAUUUUGCGUAAAUGAUGCAGAUGGAAAGCAUAGAUUGGGCUGUUAUUUCUGCAAUGAUGUUGUUGCACCAACGGAUUCAACAUCCAACCGCACGUUGGACCAGCAAUGUACUGUGACCCGACCGGGGCUGGCUCCUAUUGCUUCAGCUCUUGCAGUUGAACUUUUGAUAGGGAUUUUGCAUCACCCUCAAGGGAUAUUUGCAGAAGGUGAUAUUAACAACAGUGUCAUUGGAGCUACCGAGCAACCUCUUGGUAUUUUACCUCAUCAGAUUCGUGGUUCCCUUUCUCAGUUUUCUCAAAUGACCCUUAUAGGUUACUCCUCUUCCAGCUGCACAGCCUGUUGCCAUACAGUUGUAUCAGAAUAUCGAAACCGUGGAAUAGAGUUCAUACUUCAAACAAUUAAUCAUCCUACCUACCUAGAGGAUCUCACUGGACUUACAGAGUUGAUGAAAUCAGCCACCUCAUUCUCAUUGGAUUGGGACAAGGACAUAGAUGAUGAUGAUGAUGACGACUGUGUUGAAAUUUAACAAUUACUCAGUUGCACAUAAACUAAUUGAAGCAAUUUAUAUGAUUUUUUUUACCUAUUUCAACAGCUGAUUUUGUUAAUAUACACUUAUCAAAUGUACAAUGUUAAU
Molecule: messenger RNA, 2364 nt
Organism: Gastrolobium bilobum
Lineage: Eukaryota; Viridiplantae; Streptophyta; Magnoliopsida; Fabales; Fabaceae
Product: ubiquitin-like modifier-activating enzyme atg7
Exons: 14
Coding region: 121-2256 (711 amino acids)
Biological process (GO): cellular response to nitrogen starvation; autophagy of mitochondrion; piecemeal microautophagy of the nucleus
Cellular component (GO): phagophore assembly site; cytoplasm
Molecular function (GO): Atg8 activating enzyme activity; Atg12 activating enzyme activity
Source: RefSeq, a predicted model, not a curated record